AUGGAAACAGAAGAAGAACUGGUAGCUGCUGCGAAGAAAAUCAUGAAACCUCUUGAAAUGAAGAAGAAUUUGACGGAUGAUUCUAAGAAAAUUUUGUCGAAUCUAUGCAUGCAGUUGUGUGAUAUAACUAGAGAGAAGGAACAGAAAGAUGAGGGAGUGAAAGAAAAUGAUGGACUUAAUGAGAUUGAGCAGCAGCUUGAUUUGAUACAAGAUAAGGUUUUGAGUUGGGAAAGGGAUCAGGCGAUUAUAUGGGAUUGUGGCCCAGAAGAAGCUUAUGAGUAUUUGAAGGCUGUGGACAAAGCUCGAAAGUUGACUGAGAGUUUGGAGAGAUUGAGCUUAAAUAAUGGUAGUGAAGACACGACACUUCUGCGUAGGGCUCAUGAUGUCCUUCAGAUGGCUAUGGCAAGGCUUGAAGAGGAGUUUAAGCACUUGCUUGUUCAGAAUAGGCAGCCUUUUGAACUGGAGCAUAUGUCUUUUCGAUCAAGGGCAAAAAGCACAGCCACUAUAUCAACUACUUACAAGCAUCAUGCCAAAAAUAUCAUUCAUGUUAACUUGCACAAGUGA
Molecule: messenger RNA, 564 nt
Organism: Fraxinus pennsylvanica
Lineage: Eukaryota; Viridiplantae; Streptophyta; Magnoliopsida; Lamiales; Oleaceae
Source: the annotation of a GenBank genome assembly